Molecule: messenger RNA, 5162 nt
Organism: Caretta caretta (loggerhead turtle)
Lineage: Eukaryota; Metazoa; Chordata; Testudines; Cheloniidae
Gene: TBC1D10B
Product: TBC1 domain family member 10B
Biological process (GO): regulation of GTPase activity
Molecular function (GO): GTPase activator activity; small GTPase binding
Source: RefSeq, a predicted model, not a curated record
UGGGCUGCGCGCGCAGCCUGGGGGGGGGCGCCCUGGCUUCUGGUUGCUGGAUGCUCAGGCUAAGGCAGGGACCCUGCCAGGCUCCUGCCUUUGCCUCCCUCCCCCGCCACUCUAGGCCAGGCUUCGGUGGGGGCAACUAGGGCCGCCCCCCCAAGGGCCGGGGGGGGGGAGGAGCCGGCUGUCGCCAUGGAGAUGGGGGCCGGCGACGCCCCGUCGCCCCCGCCCCGGUACAACGCCCCCCGCUCGGCGCUCUACGCCGCCAAGAUGAGCGCCAUGGCGACGCCACCCGCCCCGGCCCCCAGAGCCCCGGCCACGGCGCCCUCGGCCUCGGCCGGGCCCGGGGGCUGCGGGGCGGCGGCUGCGAGGGCGGCGGGCGGCCCGGCGGCGGCGGCGGCUCCAGGCACCGUGGGGGCAACUGGCAGCAGGGCGGCAUCUCCGGCGGCGUCUCCGGGCAACCUGCCGGCGUCUCCGGGCAACCUGCCGGCGUCUCCGGGCAACCUGCCGGCGUCUCCGACAGCUACCGGCUGCGGGGCGGCACCUCUAGGCAACGGGACGGCGUCGCCGGGCAGCGCGGCAGCGGCGACGAGCAGCGGGGUGGCGUGUCCGGCGCUGACGGACAGCGUCGCCGAUGCGGCGACGUCUCCCGUGGCAACAGCACCCGUAGCCAGCAUGGCGGCUGCCCCGGGGAUGGUUUCCAUGGCAACGACGCAGCUGGCCGGGGUCGACGGGGUGGCGGGUCCCACGGAAGCCGUCACCGCGGCGGCGGCCUCUCCCACGCCGUCUCCCGCCAUGGAAACUGCACCCCCGUGCACCCCGGUUAAGCCCCUCCCGGCGCCCUUCCCCUCGCCGGCCGUGAUGGUGGUGGCGCCGGAGACCAGCUCCCCCACUGCGACGGAGGGGCCCACAGGCCUGGGUUCCACCGCCUCCCAGGACACGGGGUCGCAGUCCAGCCUGGGUCCCGGAAUCCCACCUCCCAGGCCCCCGCCGGCUCCAGACACCCUGAGUUACCUGGAUUCGGUCAGCCUCAUGUCGGGCACCUUGGAGUCCCUGAGUGGCCCCGGCUUCCUGGACGACGUCAGCUCCCUGGGCUCGGACUCGGAGAUCAAUGGCUUGGCCUACCGGAGAACAGACAAAUACGGCUUCUUGGGGGGCAACCAGUACUCGGGGAUGCCGGAGAGCGCCAUCCCGGUGGACGUGGCGCGGCAGCGGGAGCUCAAAUGGCUCGAUAUGUUUUCCCACUGGGAUAAAUGGCUGUCACGGCGAUUCCAGAAGGUGAAGCUGCGCUGUCGGAAGGGAAUCCCCUCUUCUCUCCGUGCCAAAGCCUGGCAGUUGCUGUCGAACAGCAAGGAGCUCCUGGAUCAGAACCCCAACAAAUUUGAGGAGCUGGAGCGCCAGCCCGGGGACCCCAAGUGGCUGGAUGUGAUUGAAAAGGAUCUGCACCGGCAGUUCCCCUUCCAUGAGAUGUUUGCCGCCAGGGGAGGCCAUGGGCAGCAGGAUUUAUACCGCAUCCUAAAAGCCUACACCAUUUACCGGCCCGAUGAAGGGUACUGCCAGGCCCAGGCCCCCGUGGCUGCUGUCCUGCUGAUGCACAUGCCCGCUGAGCAAGCCUUCUGGUGCCUCGUGCAGAUCUGUGAGAAGUACCUGCCAGGUUAUUACAGUGCCGGACUGGAAGCCAUCCAGCUGGAUGGAGAGAUCUUCUUUGCCCUGCUGCGCCGGGCAUCCCCCAUGGCCUAUCGGCACCUGAAGAAAUACAAGAUCGACCCCAUCCUCUACAUGACGGAGUGGUUCAUGUGCAUCUUCUCCCGCACCCUGCCCUGGAGUUCUGUGCUGCGUGUCUGGGAUAUGUUCUUCUGCGAGGGGGUGAAGAUCGUCUUCCGGGUGGGCCUGGUCCUUCUCCGGAAUGCUCUGGGCUCGGUGGACAAGCUGCGCAGCUGCCAGGGCAUGUAUGAGACCAUGGAGAAGCUGCGCAACCUGCCAGCUCAGAGCAUGCAAGAGGACUUCCUCAUCAACGAGGUGGUGAACCUGCCUGUGACGGAAGCGCUGAUUGAGCGUGAGAACACCACGCAGCUCAAGAAGUGGCGUGAGAACCGCGGGGAGCUGCAGUGUAAACCCUCCCGCCGCCUCCAUGGCUCCCGCGCCAUCCACGAAGAGUGUCACCGCAUGAACCCCGCGCUGACCCCCAGCACCAGCCUGCUCAGCCUCACCGGCUUCAAACAGCGGGCGACCCGCGGUGCUAGCACGGGGGGCAACUUCUCCCCCGCCCACCCCACGGGCAACCUGGCCGCCUCCGCUGACCCCGCUCCAGCCGCUACCCCAGGCCAGGUGGUGUCGGAAGGGCUCCACGCCGCUCUGCCCUCCCCCACGGGGAACAACGCGCCGCUGGGGGGCCCCAAGAAGGGGGGAACGAAGGAGAAGAAGAAGGAGAAGGAGCGGGAGAAGCAGGAGAAGGAGCGCGAGCGGCUGCAGAAGGAGCGGGAGAAGCAGGAGAAGAAGGAGAAGGAGAAGCUGGAGCGGAAGCAGCAGAAGGAGCGCGCCAAGGAGGAAGCCAAGCAGAAGAAAGAGAGGAAGGUCUCCAUGCGCCGGAAGGAGCCCAAAGCCCCACCCCGCGCUGAGGAUGGGGGGCAAGAUGGGGAUCCCCCGGUGGGCUCUGUGCUGCAGGACACUUACUUCUGAGCUGAAGUGGGGGGAAUGACAGCGGGGGGGCCCUGCUGCCUCCGACCCACCACAGAUUCAGCCAAGGACCAAGGGGUGGGGAGACUCAGAUGGGGAUGGGGUCGCUGACUGGGAGGAAGCUGGAAUCUAAAGGACAAAAGGGUGUCGGGGUGGGCCAGAGAGUGUUGAGCUCUGAGCUACCCAUCGGGGGCGCCCCACAAUCUUCCUCUUGACAGGAGGGGACCUGCUUAACGACUUUGAAAGCCAAACGACUACUGUGCUCUCCCCACCCUCCCCCUCUUUUCUGUGUCCUCCUCUCCCAUCGGUGGAACAAACAGGUACACCCCUCCCCCCAAGCGCUUUCCCAGAGGUGUGGGGCAUGUCCCCCUCAAGUCUUAACAAGAAUAUAAUUGUAUUAAUAAUCGUCUGGCCCGUUUACUGUAUAUAGGAGAAUCCUCUUUAAACUAUUUAACCACUCCAGCCCUACGCUCCCCCUGUUCCCUUCCUCAGGAGAGGUUGGUUUUAAGAGCCACCCUCUUGCCCCCUUGCUAGCAGGAGCACUCACUCCUCUUUGUGCUGUUCACCCCCAAACGCAGUUCUUGUUGAUGGACGCAGGUAUCAAUAAAGUUCUUCUACUUUGACAGUCACUGGCAAGAUGGAUGAACUUUAUUGACAGCCCAAUGUAUGCGGACAGGGCAUCAGUUCCCAACACCAUAUUUUGUUACUGAUCAAUAGCCCAGUGUUCCCCAACGGCAUCAGUAAAGCUCAUCCGCCUCUCAAGAAGGCAUCGAUAAAGUCACAUGCCAGGUGAGAAACUUUAUCGAUAGCCCAGUGCUUGCGGACAAGAGAACAAGAAAGUUCUUCCAUCUCCCAGCACAGGAUUUUUGUGGCAAGGAGUAAACUUUAUCAGUAGCCCAGUGUUGGACAAACCGGUCUGUUCUUUUGUCUGCCAACCCUGGGCUGUCAAUAAAGUUCACUCCUUGUCCCCACCUAGGGCUUCAUUACUUGUGUGGCACCUUGGCGGCCCACUGUUAUGGUCUCCUUCUGGGAAAGAUGGUGAACUUUAUUGGUGGCCCACUUUGCCGACAAGGUGCCAAUAAAGCUUCUUCCCUGUAAGAGUGGGGGGAUGAACUUUAUUGACAACCCAGUGUUCGCAGCCAGAGCAUGGCAUUCCAUGUAAGGGCAGGGAUGAGCUUUAUUGACGUCCCAGUGUUUGCAGACAGGGUAUCAAUAAAGUUUAUUUCACUUGAGAGCCGCGAUAAAUUUUAUCGAAUACCCUGCGUUGCGGGACAGGGAGCCAAUAAAGACCCCCAGUGGCUGAUGCCGUGGGGCUUUUUCAGGAGCAACUGUAUCCAGCUAGCACCGCAUAGCCCCUCCGAAUUUGCCCCGGGGGGGGAUUAAAUUGGCCCCUAGACAAUAACCCCCCUCCCAGGAUGCCCCCUUGGUUAUCUCUUUUGUUUUUUCAAUUCCCAGCCUCCCCUCCCCCGGCUUAUUUGUGACUCUUCCCCCCUCCCCUCCCCAUCAACACACUCCAGUCCCCCUAGACCCAUCAAACAACCCCCCCCCCCCCCAAAAAAAAGCAUGAACAAACACCCUUAAAAUAACUGGAAUUUUCUCUCUCUCUGAAUGUGGUACGCUGUGCGACCACUAGGGGACACCCUCUGGCCCUACGGAGGGACAGCAGGGGUCUCUGGUUGGGUCUCAGAUGGGACGCUAACGCUUUCACGCUGGCUGGGAGAGGGGUGGGGCUGACCCACUGGGAACCCCCCAACUCCCGCUGUCUUGUGUAAAGCUAGCAAAGAGCGGCAGGGCUUCUGGGUUCUAUCAGGAGGGGAGUGGGGUCUAGUGGGUUAGAGUGGGGGGUGGGCUGGGAAUCAGGACUCCUGGGUUCUAUCCCCAGCUCUGCCACUCCCUGCCCACGUGACUUCAACAAAGUCACUUUCCCCCUUUUCUGUGCCUCAGUUUCCCCUCUUUGCAAGACAUGGCUUUAACUUAACCUUGUAGAGUCACUUCUUGGAGCAGGAGACCACAUUACUGGUCUUUGCCUCCAGCCAAGCCUCAUUCCCACAAUUCACCUCUCCCACAAACCAUGUUGUUAACAGCCCCCCCAGCCAAUGUAACUCCCAUCUGCCACCCAGCAAGCCCCCCUUUUCUCCCUCCCACCCAUUGUAUAUACGUGUCUCUCUAUACACAUAUAUUAUAUAUAUGUCUCAGUAUUGUAAUUAUGUAUACAGACAUUUUGGGUUUGGCCAUGAGGUCUUAUUUAAUGGGACAGACACUGGAAUAUAGACAUACAGCCCGCCCGCUCCAAUCCCUAGCCUCUCUUUUUAUGUCACCCCCAUCCUGGGCCGGAAGGGCAGAAAACCGGAUGUUUACGUUUUACAUCUCUCCUCUUUUUCCUUCCUUCUCCGUUCCUCCCCCCGCCCCUUUCUGUUGUUCGUGCCUCUUUCUUGGAGAUUUUAUUUUCUUGCUUUGUUUAAAAAGGUUAACAAAAGAAAAAAUAUUGCAUA